Molecule: messenger RNA, 909 nt
Organism: Mercenaria mercenaria
Lineage: Eukaryota; Metazoa; Mollusca; Bivalvia; Venerida; Veneridae
Product: trypsin alpha-3-like
Exons: 8
Coding region: 1-909 (302 amino acids)
Biological process (GO): proteolysis
Molecular function (GO): serine-type endopeptidase activity
Source: RefSeq, a predicted model, not a curated record
AUGCAAGCACUGGAACUUGGAAUUGACAUUGAUGGACAGAAAGUUGCCAUUUUACUUUAUGCCAAUGACGCGGUUUUACUUAGUGAAAAUGAGGGUGAACUUCAGUUAUGUUUGAUGUUCUCAAAGGAUGUGGCACGAACCCAGAACUGUGGGCAAAGUGGGUUCGACCCAACGCCGAGAUUAGCACAAAGUUACAUUGUGGGAGGAUCAAACGCAAAUGAGGGUGAUUUUCCGUGGCAGGUAGGUCUUAUCGAGAAUGGAUAUCUUAUCUGUGGUGGAACAUACGUGCUAGGAAAUGAUGGGACUGUCAAGGUCAUUACAGCAGCCCAUUGUCUCAGCUCAAAGAGACCUAGGCCGAGUGAUUAUCGUGUUGUUUUUGGAAUGCACGUGACGACGGUUGCUGGCAGCAGACGAAUUCUAACCGCUUCUUCUAUCAAAGUGCAUUCCGGCUAUAAUUCUAACACGAUGGCAAACGAUAUUGCUGUUAUAGGUUUUGGUUCGGUGACACCUGAUAGCGUUGAUAUUGCAUCUACUUGGGCAGCACCAGCAUGUCUAGCCUCGCGUGCACAUUAUGAUAAUGAAGAUUCUGUUGUUUCCGGAUGGGGUACCACAAGUGAAGGUGGGUCUUCCUCCGACACACUAAAGUAUGUAUGGAAACCUCUGAUGAGUAGGUCUGCAUGUGAGGCAACAGGCAAUGGCGGUCACCUAGAUGACACUAUGUUAUGUGCUGGAGAAGCAGGCAAAGACGCAUGUCAGGGAGAUUCUGGUGGACCGCUUGUUGUCUAUAGAAAUGGUGCAUGGGAACUCACUGGUGUUGUAAGUUGGGGAUUUGGAUGCGGGCAGCCAAAUUACCCAGGUGUCUACGCUGAUGUAUGGUAUUUCAGAACCUGGUUGGCAACUAACCUGUAA